CCUGCUCUCCCUGAUGUGAUAGACUUUCAAUCACUUUUUGCCGGCCCAAUCCCGACUUGUCCUCCCUCCAAACCCUUUUACCUUCUUCUCCUUGGGGCUCUGCAACUAGGUGAUCGCUCUGCGCUUAAACCCGCCGGGGUUCCUUGCGGCAUAAGCUUUCUUCUCAACUUGACAACUCCCAUUUACGCUGUCAAUUGUUUGUUUUUUUACUUUAUUGCGACGACACGGCUUCCCAGGUUGGCAUAUGUACGCGUGUGUGUAUUAUGUUUAUAUACGCAUGGUGUGCGUGUGCGCGUGCGCGCGGUGGUCAUUAAUUGUGCCUUUCGCUGGGUGUCUUGGAAAUCAAACACCACGUUUUCCAUCCAUGUGUCACCCGCCCUUCGUUCCGUUCCGCUGCGAGACAUUUGUCGGUGGCAUCUCCGUCACAGGUCACCUUGACCGUGUUUGUCUCAUGACGCGUCUGUUUUGCCGUUUGCCGCGUUUGUGUGUGUGUGCGUGUGUGUAAGUCUCAUGUCCACGAAUCCAAAACGCCCGCAGAUGAGAAGAAACAUCUUCCUCCCUCCAAAGCCCAGCCCAAAACCGGUUCAAACGGAAGAUCCCCGCGGUGAAACUUUGGGCUGUGCAAUAUGACGUGCCGCCAACAACGUCCAAACGCAUUCGCCAUGUUCGCUGUGAUCCAGAACGGUCCCCAACAAACACGCCAUGCACGCCGUAGAUGAAGAAAAACAAGAAGAGAGAAUAAAGAAGGGAAAAAAAAAAAAAAGAAAAAAAAAGAA
Messenger RNA from Colletotrichum navitas, 776 nucleotides. RefSeq lists its product as uncharacterized. The record is from RefSeq and is a predicted model, not a curated record. The transcript is spliced from 2 exons. The coding region runs from base 245 to 505 and encodes 86 amino acids. NCBI's taxonomy places the organism in Eukaryota, Fungi, Ascomycota, Sordariomycetes, Glomerellales, Glomerellaceae.